UCGGGGUUUUCACCGGUUGUUAUGAUGUCCCUGUCCGCCGCUGGCUGGCUUCCUCAUCCGCCCGGCCGCUGCAGGGACGUGACUCUGAGCGCUGCUUCCGAGGAGCGAUCAUCGUGCAGCAUGUGGUAAACUUUGGACCUUAUACGUAGUUGUUGUUGUUUUAUUGCGGAAGAGUGAAGGAAGUUGCGCCGCCGCCGCCGCCGCCGCUGUUGCUGGAAACGAAACUUUGAAGGCGCAGAUCGACCUCACUAUGUUUGACCAUCAGCCACCGGUUUAAGAAGAAAGGAUGGACGACGAGAGAAGUGACGGAGGCGAGCCGGAGGUGGAGGAUGAGUUUGCGUGCGCCGGGAUGCUGCGGGGAUCUCUGACGUCCCUGCACAGCACGGUGGAGCGGAUAUUCACGGUGACGUUCAGCAUCGGGGCGGACGAUUUGCCUCAGGGCAACAACGGCCAGAUAUGGCUGAAACUGCGAGGGCCGAGCUCCAACGUGAAAGCCGCCAAGUUAUUUGUGAAAGGAGUUGUGAACCAGGAGGAGCAACAGGAGGUUACGUAUCCUGAUGUCCUUCACUGCGUCUUCUGUGGAGCCAAAGGCCUGUUCAUGGACAGCCUGAUAAGAAGCACCUCAGCGCAUAUAGUGGUUGGCGCUACAGGAUUCCUGCUUAUAUCAGGUCUGGCGGAGCCGGUGGUCCGAGCCUACUCUCUUAUUACAGACCUGGUGGAGAGGUACAAGGGUACGCAGUCCAAGCGCCCUGGAGAUGGAGGCUCCGGUGAGUCCCUGGAUUCACGCCGGGCCUUCAAAGCUCUGGUGGAGAAAUGGGAAGACAGACACAUCUUGGAUCUACUUGUGCUGCCAGGAUCAGUGAAGGAAAUCCUGUUGGAUUUGGUGAAAGAAUCAGGGCUUGGAUCAAACCAUAGUCCAUCACUGACAGAUGUAAAUACAGGAGUAAGAUCACACGGGGAUUCAGAGGAUAGGUGGAAAAUACCCACUGCCAUAAAGCAAACAGUCCCUGAUCCUUCUAGCACUACUGAGCGAUGGGCUGAAGGGAUGGCUGCAGGUGCAGGAAAUGACUUUGCAAUCAAAGACUCCUUCCUCCAGGCUUUUUCCACGUCUGCAGGCACCAGAGGGAGGGCAGAGGGCGCCGAGGAAGGAGCCACACAUUUGCCACAGGAGGUAGGAGAGGAACAGCUGGGGCAAGUGGCAGCACUGGGGGAGGAAAAAGAACAGGAGAUGCAGCUGUCGAUGGGAAACAAGGAGUUUUGGCUUCUUUUGAAGUUCUUUACCGCCAUGGGGUACACAGAGGAAGUCGUGAACCGAGUCCUUGCCAGAACAGGACCUAAAGAGGCAUCACAGAUUCUGGAUUUGGUUCAACAGGAGCAGGAUCGCAGUGACAAAGAGCAGAAAGGUCAGAUUCUUCCAAACCAAAAGAGCCAAGAUGAUGUCAAUCUGAAUCAGUGGGAGAGGAACCGGCCGUGUGAGACAGAGCACCGAGAAGAUGGGUCAGAAACAACAGGAGGAGGUGCAGCCAUAAGUAACAAUGGAGAAAUGGAAGAAGCACGAGAGGGAGAAGAAGCGACUGGAGGUACAAGGCAUGUUCGGGAAAAAGGCAGCACCAACUUAAUGGAGACAGAAAAUGAGGAAGACUUUGUCCUGGGAGUGUUGAAAAAAGCGGCAGCCAGCUGUGGGUACACCGAGCAGAAUGUAACCAAACUCUACAACUUGCUGCCUGAGGGAUCCACUCACCAGCUGCUCCUGGAGCUGCAGAAAGAGGGAGUCAGAGAGGCCGAAGCCUUCAGGGAAGGACCGAGGGAGAUGGAUGAUGUGGUACUGGAGGCAGGCAGACCAAAAGUUGGACCAGCAGACAUUGAAAUGAGAAGAGAAAUUGAGUCUUUUAAACCUGCAGAAAAGAGAGAAUCAGAUGAGAAGGGUAAGGUAAUGAUGCCAAACCUUAUUGCACCUAAUGAGGAACUAGACCCUUGGAUUAAUAUACCCCAGCAGCAGCCUGUGACCCAGUACACCUCAAAACAAAAGCAACACAAACAGUCAAAGUCACAAACUCCUCAUAUCAUCCUACCUGAGGUCAAAGGGCCACCCAUGCCUACUUAUGCCUCAUCCAUGGAUCUCCAACUCACCAAUUUCCAAUCUAAUAAGCAACAAGCCCACAUCAAGCCUAAUUCAUCUCCUUCAAAACAAAAUCAUCACGCUCACAACAACCCUUCAAAGCACUCUUUUAAACAAACACUUCAAGGUCCUCAGCCUUCUGUCUCUGGCACAAAGGACUCGUCUCCCACCAGAGGGAGUGACAAACGAAGUUUCGUGUCUCCUCCUUCAGUGGUGGUGACAGGAGAGCAGCGAUUCCUGGAGAGCCUGCAGAUCCCCUUUGAACUCAAGCUGACAGACAAGCCUGGAGACCCGACACUGAGGGCGAUCAUUAUUGACGGGAGUAACGUGGCUAUGAGUCACGGGCUCGGCCAUUUCUUCUCAUGUAGAGGAAUUGCUCUGGCUGUCCAGCACUUUUGGGACAGAGGCCAUCGUCAGAUUAGCACCCUAAUCCCACAGUGGAGGCAAAAAAGUGACCCCAGGAUCAAAGAGAAGCACUAUCUGACAGAGCUGCAGAACCUGGGCCUGCUCUCCUACACCCCCUCCAGAGAGUUCCAAGGCAAGAGGAUCACCUCGUAUGAUGACAGACUAAUACUGAAGCAUGCACAGAAGACAGAUGGUGUGAUCGUGACCAACGACAACCUGAGAGACCUCUCGGAUGAGUCUCCUGUAUGGAGGGACAUCAUCAAAAAGAGACUUCUUCAGUAUACAUUUGUCGGGGAUCACUUCAUGGUCCCUGACGACCCUCUUGGAAGAGGAGGACCUCACCUGGAUGACUUCCUGCGUUCAGAGCACAGGAGUCCCAAUCCAGGAAACCACUCUUUUGCCGGUUCGGCCUCCUCUUUCCCUUCCUCCAAACAGCCGCGCUCCCAAACAGAGGUCUUCAACUUCCGUGACCGGACGCUAGGGGGCACACUGGAUGCUUUGGGCAGAGGCGGUCGGGGUAGAGGGAGAGGGCACGGAAAGGGAUUGGACACGGGACAGAAGGACAGGCAGUACGAGGCUGCAGGUCAUGGCCUUGGGGUCAGGGCCGAGAGGAGUCCCAAAGAAACAGCCAUCCUGAGAGAGCAGCUCUGUCAGAUUUUCCCUAAUCAGGACAACAUGGUGACGCUGGUGCUGCAGUGCCACUCAGCAGAGACGGACAUCAACGUGCUGUCUGACCUGAUCUUGGAGCAGCAAAAAGACUAGGAAUCUUUUAGUUUUAGUGGUGUAAUCUUUAAUUUUCUUGCUGAAUUUUGCUGAUUUAAUUAUUUUACUUGUGUGACAAUAGACUGUAUGUAAAAGAUGGAUUUAGGAACUGUGACAUCACACAUUGGUUUAUGGUUUUUACUUUAAUCUGACACCAUGACAGUGAAGUGGAUUUAGCUUUUUGAAGAGAAAAAUGACGAUAUACACUCAUAUAGUAAUGACUUUUCAAGAAAAGGCUGGCCACACACUAAAUCAUGUACCGUUGCAUCAUCUAUUACUUUAAAUGCACACAAAAUUAACAUCAUGCUGUGUUUAAACUAAUAAUUAAUAUCAUAUCUUGACCAAAAAUUAUUUAGCUCUCAAAUCAAAUGAGGAGUGAUGGGAAAUAACCAGAGCUGCAGCUGAUCGUUAAAAAGAAUGCUUCAGUUUUUAAAUUCAAAGGCCACAUCCAUCUUUUAAAUGCCAUCUGUGUGUGUGUGUGUGUGUGUGUGUGUGUGUGUGUGUGUGUGUGUGUGUGUG
This is a messenger RNA of Archocentrus centrarchus (flier cichlid), 3805 nucleotides long. RefSeq names its product KH and NYN domain containing (gene khnyn). The record is from RefSeq and is a predicted model, not a curated record. Lineage: Eukaryota; Metazoa; Chordata; Actinopteri; Cichliformes; Cichlidae. The transcript is spliced from 10 exons. The coding region runs from base 287 to 3286 and encodes 999 amino acids. Gene Ontology annotation, cellular component: nucleus; cytoplasmic ribonucleoprotein granule. Gene Ontology annotation, molecular function: mRNA binding; RNA endonuclease activity.